Molecule: messenger RNA, 795 nt
Organism: Emiliania huxleyi CCMP1516
Lineage: Eukaryota; Haptophyta; Isochrysidales; Noelaerhabdaceae
Exons: 3
Coding region: 9-494 (161 amino acids)
Source: RefSeq, a predicted model, not a curated record
CUCGCUUGAUGCGCACGAUGGCAUUUCUGCUCGCCGCCUCCGCCACUGCGCUCGUGCUUUCGAAGCCUCCGCCAGGCGCUGCGAUCGUGCUUGGAGCUGCGCCACUUCGUGUGCCGGCCGGGCGCCCGGUGCAGAUGGGGCUGCUCGGCCGCGUCAAGAAGAUCUUCGCCCGGCCCGAAGCUGGUUCAACCACGGCCGUGGAUGUGACACCGGCCGCGUCUUCAGUCGCGGAUGAGAUUGCGAAACUCACAUCCGUCACCAAGGCUGGCGCCACACAGUACCCGACCGCGGCUGACAUUGAGGAGUACUGCCGCGACCCCGAGUCAUCUGGCUGCGACAUUGAGAUGAUCGAGAAGCUUAUGGCCGAGGCCGCCAAGCUCAAGGAGGCCCAGGCCAAGGAGACGGCGGGCUACAACCAGAUCCAGCUCAACUUCAUGAAGCCCAAGCCGCUUCGGUGGAGCCCCGACGAGCAGGCGGUGCCGUCGGCGGAGUGACCCCACACACGGUGGCAGGGGCACGUCAGAGUGCCCCGCUGCAUCUGCGUGACAGGGGCCACGCCCGGUGCCCCGUCGCGCCCUCCGCGGCGCAGCGGCAGGGCAGGUCUCGCCCCCCCCGGGCGUGUGGCGAUAGCCGCAAUGGCCGGCGGCUGUGCUCCGGCCUCUGGCUCUGCCGCUGUACGCGCGACUGUAUUUUUGUGGAGAGACCAGAGGUGGUGCGCAUGAAUUUGGAAGAAAGCAACAUUUCGUUACAACCCGCACGUGCCUCCUUUGUUUUGUUGUUGUUGCGACAGCGGAU